UUAUGAUAUCUUAAUUGACUUUGCCGGAGGCAGUAUUGUCCAGUUUCUUCGUUCGUGUUUUCUUAGUAAGAAACAAAACGCAGCCUCAGUUACCAGCAAAAUCACUGGCUGGAGCCGGAAGUCAGCAUACAGCAUUCAAACUCUUACAAUUCAAAGACCUCUCAAGAGAUUGUUGUUGGCCAAGGAAGGAAAACAAAAGCCUCGUCAGCAGAAUAACAAUAUUGUUCUGCGGCUUAAUGUAAGAUGUAUUUGGUUUUUGAGCAAUAAAACUGUCCGGUGAACAGAAGUUUUGAGAUUAAGUAUGGAAAGGGCUCGUGUCUUUGCAGUUACCAUUCUUACAAUUUUGAACACUAUGAUGGCUUGUUGCGAGAGUAACUUUACUCAAGAGGAUUCUAAUUCAAGCUGCCUGCAGGCAUCUUCUCCAGUUAACGCUUCUAUGAGAGCAGCUUAUUGUAUAUUUUACGAGUAUAAGGGCGAAUUAUGUAAAAACAUAAUUACAAGCCAGUACGUUUAUGGUGACCAAUCCACGCUGGAUUCUAGUGAAACGGAAACUGGAAAUUUAAUUUUUCUCAACUUGUUUAAAAUUACGCCGGAGUGCAACCUCACAUUAAGAGAGUUGUUCUGUCGCUAUCAUUUCCCACAGUGCGAUGAAUCACUGGGGCGGCCUAAAAAACGUCGGAUUUGUCGCAGCUCAUGCGAAUAUUUGGACCAAUUCGUUUGUAAACCAGAAAUAGCUUUAAUUAGAGAUACACCGAACUUAGGAAUUGACAAGGACAUGAUAAAUUGCUCAAGCUCUAAGUUUGUUGAUGCAAAUGGUGGCGAUGCUCCUGAGUGCUAUCAAUGGUAUGAUCUUCCUGGUGAUGACACUGAGAGUACAGAUUGUUACCAUGGUGUGGGAGUUGGUUACCGUGGCGACGUUAACAUAACUCAGACUGGCCGUCCAUGUCAGCCUUGGAAAUCACAGUGUCCUCAUCGUCACUGGCGGACUCCUAAAGAUGUUGCUGAUUCCAAAAAUGACUCAAACAUGUGUCGUAACCCGGACAGCAGUGCCCCGGAUGGACCCUGGUGUUACACCACUGACCCAAAUGUUAGAUGGGAAUAUUGUAACGUACCUCGAUGUACGCCAAGAGUUCCAGAAGAGGCUCCCACUUUCCUUAAAGGCCGUCCUCUCAAUUCAACUGCGAUUUUAAUAUCUUGGAAGAACGUACCUCCUUCUCGUCACAAAGAAAAACUGUUGGGUUACCGGAUUCGAUAUCGGAGCCUCGAUUCCGAGCUCUAUAAAGAAGUAAAUACUACGAGCAACUUAACUCAGAAUGUUGUUACAAAGCUCCGCCCAAACACAGCAUACGAGAUUAUAGUCAAUGGAUUCAAUGAAAUUGGCCACGGGCGACCUAGCACGGUUCUUGUGUUAAAGACCCUGUCUUUUGGUGAAGACAUAUUUGAGGUGGACUUCCAGCUGAUAAUACACUCUGACUUCACCAGCGAUCUACUUAACAGUAGUAGUAAAAGGUUCUUGGAAGUGGCUGAAGUCAUUAGAAUCUCAAUAAAACACCACUUUAAUAAAUCUUCUAUGUUGAAGAUAUAUGACGUCAUAACUAUGCAGUUCAGAAAUGGCAGCUUAAGGGCAGACAUUAAAGUCCUUGCAACGAUAAAUACAAACAAAACGGACAAAGAUGAUGCUCUGAAUCAGUUGAUAGGAGGGGUGCGUUCGUCAUUUGGAGAUCGACUCAGAGUUACUUCCAUACUCGUUCAGGAGACACCAAGGCCUCCGAAAAAUAUCUUCGUAAAGAAUGCACAGACAACAUACUUUAUUUUGACUUGGGAUGAACCAGAAUAUGGUAGCUUAUACCAGAUACACAACUACAUAAUAGAACGAAAGAUAUCAAGACUGAAAAACUUUACCGCCGUUUGGACAGUUCCAUAUCCUAAAACCAGAAUGGUUAUAGAGAACUUAGAUCCUUCCACGGAAUACACCAUCAGAUUAUCAAGUAACAACAUGUACGGAAGGUCAGAGGGUGUACUGUUAACACAGAAUACACUUCCAGACAGGUUCAUCAGAGAUUUGAUGUUGGUUAUAGUCUUGCCCCUGUUUUUAGCUGCUGCAUUUAUAUUGGCCGUUUGCUUAAAGCUUCGGCCAACAUGUAAAUCCAAACGGAAAAAAAGAGAGAUUGAGCUCUCCAUCGGAAUUGGAAACUGGGUUGAGAUUCCCAGAUCAGAUAUUACCCUUCAAGACAAGCUGGGGGAUGGUGCCUUUGGGGAAGUUUACAAAGGCUUGGUGUGUAUGGAUGGGCAGGAGAGAGCAUGCGCAGUAAAAAAGCUUAAAGCGAAUGCUACAGAAACAGAGAGACGGGACCUGAUAAACGAGCUUGCAAUUAUGGUCACAGUUGGUGAACAUCCUAAUGUUCUAAGCCUUAUUGGAGCUUGUACCAAGAGUGGGUCAGUAUUGGUGAUUGUUCGUUUAGCCCCCAAUGGCUGUCUUUUGGACCAACUGAGGAGGAACAGAGAAAAUCCGUAUUACAAAGUUCCAAAAAAACAAAUAAACUUCACGCCCCAGGACAAAGUGAAGAUCGCAAGAGAUGUAGCUCGUGGAAUGUUACACCUGGCCAGCAAAAAGUGUGUUCAUCGUGACCUUGCAGCAAGAAACGUGCUCCUUGGCGAGAUGAAUGUUGCCAUGGUUUCCGACUUCGGCUUGUCACGUGAUGUGUACGAAAGUGGUGAAUAUGAAAAUGCAUCUGGGGGAGUGUUACCGGUUCGUUGGAUGGCUCUUGAGUCUUUGGAGGAUUAUACCUACAGCACAAAGACAGACGUAUGGUCCUUUGGAGUGUUAUUAUGGGAGAUUGAAUCUGGAGGUAAAAUGCCAUAUUCCGGUCUUGGUGGAAUGGAAAUAAUCGAAUUUCUAAAAACAGGACAAAUAUUAUCAAAGCCGGAUGGAUGCUCUCCUGAAAUCUACGAUAUCAUGAAGUCAUGCUGGAGUUUGGAUCCUGCAAAGCGUCCGUCAUUUUCUGAGCUUUUGGAAUUACUCGAGGGAGAACUGAAAACCGAAGACGACUCCUUGAAGGAUACGAAUGACCAUGAUUCUGAAAAGAACUGACUGGUUUAUGAAUUUGUUGUCAGAUCUGAAGGGUAUUGUGGUAUUGAAGAUUACGUAACUUUUACUGCAAUUUAAUUGGCUCAAUUAAAUAAGGUGGACAAUGGUACCUAUGUGGAGUCAUUUAUGUUCCACCUAUAUGUUGACUUAGUAAUUGAUAUUUUGUGCUUACUUGCAACUGAGCGAAAGAAUAGGACUUUGUUUGAGUUAGAUCCGGCAGUCAAGAUAAAAGGAAAUUACAUAUUUAGAAUGCUUUUUGCAAUCAAUAAUCUCGCAGAAGAAGAAAUCUUCAAAAUAAAAGUUACGUAGAGUACACACAAGCAAUGAAGAAGUAACAAGAACAAAAGGCUAGAGAUGAAGACUUAUCGACUCAGACUGCAAAGGGUAAAGUCAGGCUAAUUUUUCUGUUUUCAACAUUGCACGAAAGGAGAUCCCGUCCAUUUAGUUAUGGUUCGUUUUCUCCAAGAGUCGGUCAGAGUAACUGUUAGCAUGAUUCUUAAUAGACUCGAUUGUAGCCUCUUAAAGUUCACUCAACUCCAAAAUAGUUCAUUUCGUUUGAGGGUGUUAAGCAUUUUGCUGUUCACGCGAUCACUUGUUUUCCAGCGGUAAUUAUCCAUCCAUUACUUUACUUUACAAUUCGGUUCUUGUUAGUUUUGCGUUUUAAUGUUAUGGACAUUAAGUACAUGAGCUUGAAACCCAAGCAAGGACAAGUUAUCCAAAACACCAAGAUGAAUGUUAAUCACUGGUGGGUUUCUUACUUUAAGAUUAAUCAAUGAAGUUUUGUCUUAAGAUAAUUCUCUGCGUCGAAAAAAGCUACAUCUAGUUAUAGUUUUGUAGCUCUUUAGAAAUUAGAAGCUAAAGGUAACUUAAAGCUCUCUGUUCUCGUGACAGUGCAAAUGAUUUGAAAAUAAAACUAAACUAAUGAUUUUAUU
Messenger RNA from Stylophora pistillata, 4020 nucleotides. Its product is annotated as angiopoietin-1 receptor. Gene Ontology annotation, biological process: cell surface receptor protein tyrosine kinase signaling pathway; multicellular organism development; positive regulation of kinase activity. Lineage: Eukaryota; Metazoa; Cnidaria; Anthozoa; Scleractinia; Pocilloporidae. Gene Ontology annotation, molecular function: ATP binding; transmembrane receptor protein tyrosine kinase activity; protein binding. Gene Ontology annotation, cellular component: plasma membrane; signaling receptor complex. The record is from RefSeq and is a predicted model, not a curated record.